Messenger RNA from Drosophila virilis, 1691 nucleotides. RefSeq names its product SWI/SNF related, matrix associated, actin dependent regulator of chromatin, subfamily b, member 1 (gene Snr1). Gene Ontology annotation, molecular function: transcription coactivator activity. The record is from RefSeq and is a predicted model, not a curated record. Gene Ontology annotation, cellular component: npBAF complex; nuclear chromosome; brahma complex. NCBI's taxonomy places the organism in Eukaryota, Metazoa, Arthropoda, Insecta, Diptera, Drosophilidae. Gene Ontology annotation, biological process: positive regulation of pseudohyphal growth by positive regulation of transcription from RNA polymerase II promoter; chromatin remodeling.
UGAGAGCUGGUCACCUUAACGACGCCAUGUCGCUGUUUGCAUGAAAAUUUUUUUGUGACCAAAAGUUAUUGAAAUAAAUUAUUUAAUAAAACUUAAAUAUAAUUUGCAUAAAGCAGAGUUUACUGCACAAGUGUACAUACGCAUUAAAGAUGGCGCUGCAGACAUACGGUGAUAAGCCAGUGGCAUUCCAACUGGAAGAGGGCGGCGAGUACUAUUAUGUGGGCUCGGAGGUGGGCAAUUAUAUGCGGCACUUCCGUGGCAUCCUCUAUAAAAAGUAUCCGGGUAUGACCCGUAUUGUUCUCUCCAAUGAGGAGAGGAAGCGUCUUGCCGAUUCUGGCCUCAGUUCACACAUAUUGGCAAGUUCGGUGUCGCUACUCCGCGCCGUAGAAGUUGAUGACAUUAUGGCCGGCAAUGAUGAGAAAUAUCGCGCAGUGUCGGUAAACACUUCGGAUACACCAGUACCGCGGGAGAGCAAAUCAAAGAAGCAGCCUCAAUAUGUACCAACAAUGCCAAACUCAAGCCACCUUGAUGCAGUGCCUCAGGCAACGCCUAUCAAUCGCAAUCGGGUGCACACUAAAAAGGUGCGGACAUUUCCCAUGUGUUUUGACGACACAGACCCAACCGCGAGUCUGGAGAACGCAGCACAGAAGGAGUGCCUAGUGCCCAUACGUUUGGAUAUGGAACUUGAGGGGCAAAAGUUACGUGAUACUUUCACAUGGAACAAAAAUGAGAGCAUGAUAACACCUGAACAGUUCGCCGAAGUUCUGUGCGAUGAUCUCGAUUUGAAUCCCCUGCCAUUCGUUCCAGCCAUUGCACAGGCUAUACGCCAGCAAAUCGAAGCGUUUCCCAAUGAUCCGCCCAUACUGGAAGAGAGCUGUGACCAACGCGUUAUAGUCAAACUCAACAUUCACGUGGGAAACACAUCGCUUGUUGACCAAGUCGAAUGGGACAUGUCAGAGAAAAAUAAUAAUCCCGAAGAGUUUGCCAUCAAGCUGUGCGCCGAAUUGGGACUGGGCGGGGAAUUCGUUACGGCGAUUGCGUAUAGCAUACGGGGUCAACUAUCAUGGCAUUGUCGGACCUAUGCGUUUAGCGAGGCUCCAUUGUCCACAAUCGAUGUGCCCUUUCGCAAUCCGAGCGAUGCGGAUGCAUGGGCACCAUUCCUAGAGACGCUAACCGAUGCCGAAAUGGAAAAGAAAAUACGUGACCAGGAUCGAAAUACUCGACGCAUGCGACGUUUGGCCAAUACAACAACGGGCUGGUAGUCGAAACGGAUUGUUCCUGUCACCCCAUUAUUUAUCAAUGCACACGGCUAAGAGUUGGAAAAAAGUCAUUAGAUUUGUCAACUAAGUUUUCAUAUUUCAUUAAAGCGCAUUCAGCGUUUUUCAAGUCCAUAAAUACUUUUAGUGGCACAUCCAAUUAUGUCUCAAUCAAUUGAGUUGACAAUUUUCCAGCUCUAAUAAUAGUGAUUAUAAACAAAUCAAAUAAUAUCCGCGCUGUAGAAUACUUAUAAUGUUUUAAGUUGCCGGCAUUUAAUGUAUUUAGUUAUCUUAUAAUUAUUUUCGACAAAUUUAUAAUCACUAUUAAGGAUUCGUGUAAAUUGUUGCAUGGUACAAACUGCGUUCAGCAUUGUCCAGUUUUGGUCGGCAAUAUAUACAUAUAAUAAAUACAUGUCUGUCUAUUUUAAAGCCAAA